UCUUUCUCACUUCUCAGCCGCAACACUCUCCCUCUCAACUCCCUCUCCCUCAUGCUCCCUCUCUCACUCAACGACGCUCAAGGGUUUUGGAAACCAGACAAACAGCACGAUCAGCGAACGAUCGUGGGUAUUGGGAAAACGGUGGGGGCUUGGGGGCCGGUCAUGGGCAAAUGAUAGGGGCUCGAGGGUCUUGGGUGGCUUGGUCUCGUGGAGGGGUCGUGGGUGGCUCAGUCUCGCAGAGGGGUCGAACCAUGGGGCUACGGGGAGAGGUGGUGGCGAUGAUGGAGCACAUCUUAAUGGGGCUUUCUACGUGCAACAAACUUAUUUUGUUGAUUGAUAAAGUACCAUGGUUGAUUGGUGGAGAAGGUGUGCGGACAGAACUGAGUUUACCAAAUGUAGAAAAAACAAUUGGCUCAGUUUCAGAGCUUACAGAAGAUGAAGCUGAAGAUCGCUUGCAAGAUGCUAUUCAGGAAAAGUUUGCUGUUUUUGGGGAUGUAUGUGCUUUUGAUGAUAACUUGUUCAUGUUGCAGAGAACUGAUUACUUAUAAAUGUAAUAUUUGUCUUUCUAAUAUGUAAAUU
Molecule: messenger RNA, 579 nt
Organism: Humulus lupulus (European hop)
Lineage: Eukaryota; Viridiplantae; Streptophyta; Magnoliopsida; Rosales; Cannabaceae
Exons: 3
Coding region: 171-548 (125 amino acids)
Source: RefSeq, a predicted model, not a curated record